UUUCUUCCGUUGUUCCCACAGUCCCGUUAUUCAUUCACCGUUGUUGACGCGCCUUUCGUCGCCGCUGAACGGCACAUCGCUCUGACAGUUUGAAAAUCAAGCACUAGCCGAGAGGAUCGUUAACUCACUAGCGAGCCCAAAGGAUCAGUAACACAUCCAGCCAGAUACUGAUAGCAAUCGGAAUAUAAAGUUAUUAAACAGUGAUCGUGCCGCGAAAUUCCACUUGUUUAUAUAAUAUUCAGUGGCUGCCAAGAGCCCAACGGAAUAUACAAGAAAAUUCAUUUUUCUGGCUCUGGUCGUUUAUUUUUUCAGGCAACAAGCUAGCUAGAAAAAAAUAUAAGAAAAGAAACCGAGCAUUUCUGCGUGUUAUGUGUGGUUGUUGUGAUCAGAGAUCAGUGGAUCAGUGAUACGAACCAAGUGAAAGUGAACACAGAAACCCUCAACGAGAAAUCAUCUCAAGUCUCAAGUGAAACUAAGGAAUAGGUCCUCAGAUCAGAAACCAUGUCGGACAUUGAGGAUGUUUUUGGUGGCUCCGCCGAGGAGGAGACCAAAACCGAUGCCCAGCCGGAUGCCGAGAGCAAGAGCAGUGUGGUAACCGAGCAGACCGAGGAAGUAAUACCCGGCGAGACCGAGAAAAUGGUCACCGAAACCAUUGACGAGGAUGGCGACGUGGUGGAGGAGACCACCGAAGUCACCCGCAAAACCGUCAAGCGUACCAUGAAAAUUACUGAGACUUCAGCCACCACAAAGACAACCACGCUCACCACUCCGGCCAAGUUGUAUGGCAAGGACUUGAGCGAGUACGAUGAUGUGGAUGUGGAGAGUCUGCUGGCCCAGCUCUCGGCCGAGGAGAUAACCAUAUUGGCCAAAGAAGUGGAUCCCGAUGACAACUUCCUGCCGCCUGACCAGCGCUGCAGCUAUGAGUGCACCAAGGACGCCACCGGGCCGCUGAACCGCAAGCAGCUGAUCGAGCACAUCAACAAGCAGGCUAUCGAGACCCCCGAUCAGCCAGAGUUCGAGCCAUUUGUUCAGGGCAAGGUUCGUGGCAAGAAGUGGGUGCCCCCGCCAAGGGAUGCCCUCGACAUCGAGGCCGAGGAACAGAUCGCCAUCGAUCUGGGCGAGGAGUACGAGCACGCCCUCAACGACGCCACGCAGGAGGAGAUCAUCGAUCUGGCUGCCAUCCUGGGCUUCCACUCGAUGAUGAACCAGGACCAGUACCACGCCUCGCUGCUCAACAAGGGCCAGCCAGUGGGCACGGGCUGGGACGGCAUCACCAAGUCUACGCAGCAAAAGCUCUUCCCCAUGGAUCCGCCCAACAGCACAGAUGUCGAGGAGUCCAUUAAGCGGGUCAAGGACGACGACUCCAAGCUGAUCGACCUCAACUUGAACAACAUUAAGAACAUCUCGGACGAGAAGCUCGAGCAACUGUUUGCCGCACUGCCUCAGAACGAACAUCUGGAAGUCCUCUCGCUGACAAACGUCGGCCUCACCGACAAGACAGCCCUCCUGCUGGCGGAGGCCAUCGAGAAGAGCAAAACCCUGAGAGUAUUAAACGUCGAGACCAACUUCAUCAGUCCGCCCGUGAUCGUCAAGCUGGUGCAAGCCCUGCUCAAGUGCCGGACCAUUGAGGAGUUCAGGGCCUCCAAUCAGCGAUCUGCGGUGCUGGGCAACAAGAUCGAGAUGGAGAUCACCGACCUGGUGGAGAAGAACUCGUCGCUGCUGCGCCUCGGCUUGCACCUGGAGUUCAACGACGCCCGUCACCGUGUGGCCGCUCACCUGCAGCGCAACAUCGACAGAAUCUUCCGGGUUCAGAAACUCAAACCGAAUCUGCCCAAGCUGAUUCUGCCCGGGAACAUGGAGAUUGAACGCGACCUGGUGAGCUACCACCGAUCGGCCACGCCCACUCCGUCGCCGUCGCCCUCGCCGCAACCGCCGGCGGACGAUUACGAUGUGGAGGUGGAUCCAGAUAACAUGGUGAUCCGCGGCGGCGGCGGAGACGCCUUCGAUCCGGAAUUCGACCCGGACAACAUGGUGGUGCCGGGCAGUCGCUCGGUGACCCCGAAUUACGACGACGAGGGUGUCUACCAAGCGCACACUAAGAAAAGAUCUUGAGUUGCGACUGCAGUUCAGAUUUUUCAAUAAUCUGCACAGAAAGUCAACAAGAAUUCAAUAAGCAGACCAGAAAGCAAGCAACUAAACCAUUUUUAAAGCGUUUUGUAAUCUAAACCCAAGAACCGAAGAUAAAAAACAUAAACCCAUAACACCGAGAGAACGUGUAUAAUAUAAUACUUGUAUAAUGAAGAAGGACAAAGCAGGAGCAGAAGUUUAAGAUAAAGAUAAAUCAGCCCCCGAGCUCGGAAAUAAUAUAUAUCUAUAUACUCUAGAGAGACUUAACUAAGCACAGCAAACUGAAACCAAAGAAACGAAGUGAAAUAUCAAAACUAUAUACCUAUACUUAACAAUUAUAUAACGUUAAAGCGCAGUUCAAGCAGGCCCAUCUAGAUCGGGCUCUGUUCGAACUCGAGGCCUGUUUUAUAAUCCAGCAGAACAAACGUUUAGGCGACACGUAUAUACUUUUCUCUAAAGCUUGACACAGGAAUUAAACUGCGAUGUAUGAUCUAAGUGAAUACCCCAGAUCCGAAUCAAAGUAAACCAUAAUCCCCAACAGCAAGCAUAAAAUGUUUUAAGACACUUUUGUGAUUCAAUAAGAACCAACAACUAACAGCAGAAAAUAAAACAGCAGCACCACCGACAUCAGAGCCAUGAAUAUAUAAAAAAUAUAAAACUCGAUCCUGAAAUAAUAGUGUAGCUCUGCAUUCGGCGCAGACGAACAUACGUGUGAAACGCCUCAACCAGCGUAAAUAAAAAGACAAAAUCGAAAAAUAAAAAGAAAACAAUUAUAUAGCAGCAACCAACAACAAAUUUAAGCUACCACCACCACCACCCAAGAACAAAAUCAAGCAGAAAGCCAUCUACUAUGUGUGUGCAUUCGUUGUCCAACUCUUGACUACCAAAUUAACAAGCAAUCCAAGCCAGAACACCAACAGCAACCAGAACCAGAACAACCACGAAUACAACAACCGCGGCAACAAAUCUACAAAUUUCUAUCCAACCUAUUCUCCCACCAAGAAACAAAGUCCUAUUGUGAAACCCGAACCAAUCUACCAACCAAAUGUGAACUAACACCGAAGAAUGAUGUGUGACAUGAUUUGGACGUCAACGUCGCAUGGGACAUCUGAGCAGGAACUACACCAUUGGCGUCUGGCAGUAGGAUGUAUUGGAUUUGGAGUCUAUAAAA
Messenger RNA from Drosophila bipectinata, 3298 nucleotides. The record is from RefSeq and is a predicted model, not a curated record. NCBI's taxonomy places the organism in Eukaryota, Metazoa, Arthropoda, Insecta, Diptera, Drosophilidae.